Messenger RNA from Oryza brachyantha (malo sina), 452 nucleotides. RefSeq names its product putative lipid-binding protein AIR1B. The transcript has a single exon. NCBI's taxonomy places the organism in Eukaryota, Viridiplantae, Streptophyta, Magnoliopsida, Poales, Poaceae. Bases 42 to 452 code for a protein of 136 amino acids. The record is from RefSeq and is a predicted model, not a curated record.
UCGUCACAGCUAGCUCGCUCGAUCACCUCAUCACCUGAGCGAUGGCUUCCAAGAUCCAUGCCCUAAGCCUCCUCCCCUUGCUCGCCGCCGUCGUUGUCCACGCAGGCUGCGCACCCAGCUGUCCCGCCGGUGAGCCGCCGGCUGCGCCCGUCGUUGCCACAGCACCGCCGCCGCCGUGCGACAACGGUGGCCACGGCCGCUGCCCGAUCGACGCGCUGCGGCUGAGGGUGUGCGCCAACGUGCUCAACGGGCUCAUCGGCGUCAAGAUCGGCGGCGGCCCCGAGGAGUGCUGCUCGCUGCUGUCGGGGAUCGCCGACCUCGACGCCGCCGUCUGCCUCUGCACCGCCGUGAAGGCCAACGUGCUCGGCCUCGUCAACCUCGACCUGCCCAUCGACCUCAGCCUCAUCCUCAACAAGUGCAGCAAGAACUACCCAUCCGGAUUCACCUGCUAA